Cavia porcellus (domestic guinea pig) is the source of this 735-nucleotide messenger RNA. It is a transcript of the gene Mtcp1, whose product is annotated as mature T cell proliferation 1. The coding region runs from base 221 to 544 and encodes 107 amino acids. The transcript is spliced from 5 exons. Gene Ontology annotation, biological process: positive regulation of peptidyl-serine phosphorylation. The record is from RefSeq and is a predicted model, not a curated record. NCBI's taxonomy places the organism in Eukaryota, Metazoa, Chordata, Mammalia, Rodentia, Caviidae. Gene Ontology annotation, molecular function: protein serine/threonine kinase activator activity.
CUUCCGGUUACCGUCUCGCAACUUCGGUUCUGGUGACCUCGGCCCGGGCUGCCCCUCGGCUCGCCCCGGCUCCUGUCGCGAACUGGCUUGAGCGGCUCAGGGUGGGAGACCUGGAAGCGUUAGCCUAGCUGUUCUCGAGGCGGAGUAAUUAGCCCAAGAAACAUUAUAUUCAUGCUUAGGUGGAGAAAAGCAGGGAUAAAGUUGGAACCCAAAGCCCAGAAUGGCAGGAGAGGAUGUGGGGGCUCCACCCGAUCACCUCUGGGUUCACCAAGAGGGUAUCUACCGCGACGAAUACCAGCGUACAUGGGUGGCCGUCGUGGAAGAGGAGACGAGUUUCCUAAGGGCACGAGUCCAGCAAGUUCAGGUUCCCUUAGGUGAUGCAGUUAGGCCAAGUCACCUUCUAACCUCCCAGUUACCUCUCAUGUGGCAACUCUACCCAGAGGAGCGCUACAUGGAUAACAACUCUCGCUUGUGGCAGAUACAACAUCAUUUAAUGGUCAGGGGAGUACAGGAGCUGUUGCUUAAGCUUUUGCCUGAUGAUUAACUUGGUGCUGGGAUUCUAGGAAGAUAUGCUCCUCUGUUCUGUUCAGUAUAUGGCAAUCUCUUCAUCCACCACUGCAGUGCACCCACUCUUGGGCCAGGGGGGAGGGAGUGGGUUGAAAAACUGCUUGAGAACAUAGAUGUUUAGGAAGGGUCAUGAAAAACAAGUGACACUGCAGACAGAAUUACACAGGC